ACGGCCUGACUCCCACUGGGUCUCGCGAGAGCGCAGGCGCACGUCUCGCGAUAAGCGGGCACGGGCGGAGCGGAGGGAGAUCCGAGCAGCGGCGGCAAGCGGGCUGCGGCCGGCUGAGCAGAACUUCGGGCUCGCUGGCCGGCAGCCCCUCAGACUGAGAGUUACACCAUUGCUUCCCUGGUUCUGAGGCCUUCGCACCUAGUCUGAACCACGCUGCUGGCAUCCCAGGGUCUCUAGCUUGCAGAAAGUCUGUCUUGGGACUUCUCAGCCUCCAGAAUUGGAAGGAAAGUGACCAUGGAAGACUUGGGGGAAAACACCACUGUCUUGUCCACCCUGAGGUCUUUGAACAACUUCAUUUCUCAGCGAGUGGAGGGAGGAUCAGGACUGGAUAUUUCCACCUCUGCUCCAGGUUCUCUGCAGAUGCAGUACCAACAGAGCAUGCAGUUGGAGGAAAGAGCAGAGCAGAUUCGUUCGAAGUCCCACCUCAUCCAAGUGGAGCGGGAGAAGAUGCAGAUGGAGCUGAGUCACAAGAGGGCUCGAGUGGAGCUGGAGAGAGCAGCCAGCACCAGUGCCAGGAACUAUGAGCGCGAGGUUGACCGCAACCAGGAGCUCCUGACACGCAUCCGGCAGCUUCAGGAGCGGGAGGCCAGGGUGGAGGAGAAGAUGAAGGAGCAGCUGGAACGCAACAGGUUGUGUCAGCAGAGCCUGGAGGCCACCAGCAAGAAGCUGCGGGAGAAGGAGGACAGCCUGGCUGAGGCUGGUGAGACAGUCGGCGUGUUAAAGGGAAGAAUCUCGGAGCUGCAGUGGAACGUGAUGGACCAGGAGAUGCAGGUUAAGCGCCUGGAGUCUGAGAAGCAGGAGCUGCAGGAGCAGCUGGACUUGCAGCACCGAAAGUGGCAGGAAGCCCAUCAGAAAAUUCAGGAACUCCAGGCCAGUCAGGAGGUGAGAGCAGACCAUGAGCAGCAGAUUAAGGAUUUGGAGCAGAAGCUGUCCCUGCAAGAGCAGGAUGCUGCGAUUGUGAAGAACAUGAAGUCUGAGCUGGUGCGGCUCCCCAAGGUGGAGCGGGAGCUCAAGCAGUUGCGGGAGGAGAACGCUCGCCUGCGGGAGAUGAGAGAGACCCAUGGGCUUCUCCAGGAGGAGCUGGAGGGGCUGCAGAGGAGGCUGGGGCGCCAGGAGAAGAUGCAGGAGACGCUGGUCAGCCUGGAGCUGGAGAAGGAGAGGCUGCUGGCGAAACUGCAGAGCUGGGAGCGGCUAGACCAGACGACGGGCCUGACCCUCAGGUCUCCGGAAGACCUUUCCAGAUUUGUUGUCGAGGUACAGCAGAGAGAGCUUGCGCUGAAGGAUAAGAACAACACCAUCACCAGCAGCGCUCGGGGGCUGGAACAGGCCAGGCAGCAGCUCCAGGAGGAGGUCCGCCAGGUCCGUGGUCAGUUUCUGGAGGAGAGGAAGAGGCGUGAGACACAUGAGGCACUGGCUCGAAGACUCCAGAAGCGAGUCCUGCUGCUCACGAAGGAGCGAGACGGCAUGCGGGCCAUCCUAGGCUCCUAUGACAGCGAGCUGACUCCCGCUGAGUACUCGCCCCAGCUGACCCGGCGCGUGCGGGAGGCUGAGGACAUGGUACAGAAGGUGCACGCCCAUAGCACAGAGGUGGAGGCUCAGCUGUCACAGGCCCUGGAGGAGCUGGGAGGCCAGAAACAAAGAGCGGACAUGCUGGAGAUGGAGCUGAAGAUGCUCAAGGCCCAGUCGAGCUCCACUGAGCAGAGCUUCCUGUUCUCCAAGGAGGAGGUGGACACACUCAGGUUAAAGGUGGAGGAGUUGGAGGGGGACCGCAGGCGUCUGGAAGAAGAGAAGAGGGCACUGGAGGCGCAGCUGGAGAGGGGUGUCCUGCAGGGUGACUAUGACCGGAGCAGGACCAAAGUGGUGCAUAUGAGCCUGAACCCUGCCAGCGUGGCCAGGCAGCGCCUGCGCGAGGACCGGGACCAGCUGCAGGCGGAGUGUGAGCGGCUGCGAGGGCUGGUGCGUGCCCUGGAGAGGGGAGGACCUGUCCCAGCUGACCUCGAGGCCGCCACAUGUCUGCCGUCAUCCAAGGAGGUGGCAGAGCUGAGGAAGCAGGUGGAAAGUGCUGAACUGAAGAACCAGAGGCUGAAGGAGGUUUUCCAGACCAAGAUCCAGGAGUUCCGCAAAGUCUGCUACACACUCACGGGCUACCAGAUCGACAUCACCACGGAGAACCAGUACCGGCUGACCUCCCAGUACGCCGAGCACAAGGCCGACUGCCUCAUCUUCAAGGAGUCUGGAGCAGGAUCCCACGUGGAGAGCACAGCCACGGCUGAGGCUGCAAUACCGACUGCGAGUCCACCUCGGAAGCUGCCUCGGGCCUCGGGGGCGAGGCCACAUGGAAGCCGGGGGCACAGGCCACGGGACCCUCUGGCUCCAAGAUGCAGCUGCUGGAGACGGAGUUCUCGCGCACUGUGGGCCCACUCAUCGAGCUGCACCUGCUGCGCCAGGACAGCAUCCCGGCCUUCCUCAGCUCCCUCACCCUCGAGCUCUUCAGCCGCCAGACCGCCGUGGCCUAGGCGGCAGGCCAAAGCCCUCCUGCCCCGGCCUGUCUCUGUCCGCCACCCGGGUGCUUGUCCUCCCCCAGCAGCAUCAUGAUGUGGUGGCCGUCACAGCCCCACGCCCAUCCGUGUGGACACUGUCUCAGCCCUGAGGCCGCUGAGCUCAGCCUGCAACCGCUCCCCACCGACGUGGCCCUCCCCGCCACCCACCCACGCACUCUAACCCCGUGCAUCUGGAGCCUUAGGGUGGGCCUGCAGCCGCCAGGCGGUUUCCCACUGUAUGAAAUAAAGUUUCUUCCCCAGCCA
Molecule: messenger RNA, 2864 nt
Organism: Microcebus murinus (gray mouse lemur)
Lineage: Eukaryota; Metazoa; Chordata; Mammalia; Primates; Cheirogaleidae
Source: RefSeq, a predicted model, not a curated record